AUGACACCUAGCGAGUUUGCUCAGCCUGCCAACAUCGCAGACUCCUCACAACCAGGAGGGAAUAUCUCCUCGUUCUUCCCGAUGGUUGUGAUAGUUGGAAAGGAUGUCUCCGUCAUUCACCAGCUGGACUGGGAUGGUGUCUCGCUUCUCAAUAGUGCUAUUGACAUGUUGCUUGAGGGCUGCUCUGCCUAUGUACCCCAGUAUCUGAUCUUCGCGUUGGAGCCGCUUGCAGACUUUCAAGAUACCCUUGCAAUAAUCAUGGAAUGGAAACCUCCUACGAUAACCUCGAUACAAUUUCCAGCGCAAUAG
Molecule: messenger RNA, 309 nt
Organism: Pleurotus ostreatus (oyster mushroom)
Lineage: Eukaryota; Fungi; Basidiomycota; Agaricomycetes; Agaricales; Pleurotaceae
Exons: 2
Coding region: 1-309 (102 amino acids)
Source: RefSeq, a predicted model, not a curated record